UACAGAUGAAGUAACUUUGGAAUUUAUUAAAAUUUAAUCAUCGUAUUUAGCCAGCCGCUGUAGCUGUAGAGUAGAAGCUGCAUUAACAAAAAUUACGAAUUCAAAAUUAAAUUUGCUUCUAGAGAGAGAAAAAAAUUUGCAUUUUUUGCUUUUUUUUAUAGACAAAAAUCAUUUACGAACGAAAACAAUUAGUUAGUUUUUUUAAGCACAAGUCAUUUUAAUACAUAAAAACAUUAUACAAUUAAAAAAGUCUUAAGUUUUAUAAAAAACAUCUGCAAGAUGUUGCCAAAAUUUUUAACACAUUUGGAUAAGCAGAAAGCGCACAAGGUGACGACGUUGUCAACGGCGAGAAGGCGUUAUUGGUGUUGCACAUUUCCUUUAGUGCUAUUGGCUUUACUAUUGGUUCUACACUCUGACAGCAGUAAUGCCGAAAGAGAUUUUAAUUUCAAUGAUUCACAGGUUACUUUGCUUGAACCCAAGGAUGAACCCAUAUUAAUUGAUCAUCAUACCAGCAGCAGCAGCAGUAGUAGUAGUAGUUUUCAACAACAUCAUCAUAAUCAUCAGCAGCAACAGCAUCAUCAUCAUGCUGAACAGGACCCCUAUGCUGUGGAAUUGUCACACUGUCGUUAUGAUGACAAUGAAAUUGUUUUGUCCUUAGUAUUGAAAAAUUACAAUUGGCACGAUUUCAAUGACAGUCGCAAGGCCAAAGUUUUAGAAAAAUUAUCACAAUUCUUUGCCAUACCAAAGGAAUUUAUUACAAUGGAAAGUGUAACAAAACAUGAAUUGUUUGAAAUGCAAAAGGAAUCAUUGAAAAAAGGAAAUAAUAAGUGCCAUAAUAAUAAUAAUCGCAAAUUGGGACGUGUUAAUUUUAUAAUCGGUUGUGGUUCUACAUAUUUCACAGUAACCGAACCCAUAAGCAAACAAAUUGGACAACAAGUUAAAGAUGGUGCUUUAGACAAUAUAACAGGCGAGAAAUUCGGUUGGUGGGUCAUCUGGCGUAAACAAUACAAAUCCAGAUCAGUGCGUAACCGUCGACAAAUAGAAGGUUCCGGUGAUGAUGACGAAGAUGAUGAUUACUAUGAUUAUGAAGAAGAUAACGAUGAUGUUGAUCCCACCACCACUCCCACACAUGCUCAUCGUCAUCAUCAUGGUGAUGAAACGUCUGAAAUCACAUCGAACAAGUUAGAUGUAACAAUAAACGAAAAAGACAACAUCAUUAACAACAACAAUGCGAUAAUAGAUAAUAUUGAUCAUAACAAGAUAAAUGAUGAUAUAACUGCUAUGAAACAAACCGAUCCCAAUGACAAUGACGAAGAAGAAGAUGACGAGGAAGAAGUUGAGAAAACGGAUUCGAAUCUUUUGCUUUUAAACAAGAAGGGCAAUAUAGAUGAGGAAAUUGUGGAAAGUGUUUCCCAGUUGGAAUCGGUUAUAACAAAAACUAUAGAAAAUACCAAGAAUCUAGAAGACAUACCAGAUAUAGUAGUAGAUCAAACCGAAGACGAUAUACUAGCGGAAGUUUUGCAACCCAUUGAAGAAGUAGAAACGGCAGCUAAGAAUAGCGUAAAUCUUAAUUUAAAUACUGUCUACGAGAAUGCCAAUGAUGUGGACGUGGAUGAUAAUAAUAGUAAUGACUUUAAUGUAGCAGAAGUCUUGGACUCUUUAACACCCUCUACCACCAUAAGCUCCUUGACUACCAAUGGCGGCCAUAAUACGCCGCUGGGGGUAAAUGUACAAGAAAAUUUAGAAAGUUUAAGCGACAGCACUACACCUUUUAGCUUGACCAGCAGCCACAGCAAUAAAGACAAUCAUUUAGAUAUAUUAAACUCUGCAUCCUCACCAUCAUCAUCUUCAUCAUCAUCAUCUACCACACAUGGUCACUCUCAUCAUUUGUCUUCAUUUGGUAGUAGUGAUACACAUCAUCAACAUUCUGUUACUGAAUUCACCACCACCAUCACCAAUUCACAUUUAACACCUGUUAUUUUAACCGAUACAACUACGACCACCACAACACCACUUGAUUCCUCUUCUAACACUGCGUCUUCAGCAAUUACAUCAUCGUCGUCUUCGUCCUCCUCCUCCUCCACCAUGUUGUCAACUGUUUUGAAAAAGGAUGAGACCACUGUAGAACCUGAGGAUAGUCAAGAUGUACUCGGCAAAUCUUCCACCACUACUGUUCAAUCUACUGAUGAAUCAAAUGCUUCAGUCUCUGUUACUACUGUGCAAUCGCCUACAACUACCAUCAGCACUACUCAGGCUACCACUACACCUGCUCCCCCCACACCAGAAGUUGUUAGCUCUACUACUGCUUUACCCGACUAUGUUGAACCAAAGAUUGAAAAUUCUCCACCCAUGAUUAAGUCACGUUUACAGAAAUUGGCUGUUACCUCGGGUAAAUCUUUCAAAUUGUCGGUACCCGAAGAUACUUUCUACGAUAAUGAAGAUUUGUCGAAUUUGCGUUUGGAAUUAACCGAUAAGGAAGGCCGUGAAUUGAAAUCGAACUCUUGGUUGCAGUUUAACGCUGAGACUAAGGAAAUUUAUGGAUUACCUUUAGAUGAUGCAGUCUCGAAAUGGCAAUAUCGCCUUACAGCCACCGAUUCGGGUAAUGAAUCCGUAACCGAAACUCUAGAAAUAUCAGUGCAACAACAUCGUGGUGUGCGUACAGUUAAUCAUGAAAUUAAUAUUUCGGUUAAAAUCAAUGAAAAGAAUAUGCACUAUAUAGACUGGCAGAUGAGCUUGAUAAACGCUAUUGCUAAUACCCUGGGAGAUGCAAAUACUAAUUCAAUUGUGGUGCGUGAGAUACGUGCUAAUCCUCAAGAUCCCAACAUUGCCACUUUGGUGUAUUUCAAUGAAACCCUGCCUACUAGUGAGUGUCCCGAGCGUGAGUUGAAUAAUCUGGUUAAACGUUUAGAUGUCAGUCGUCUCAGUGAUUUGGUGCAACCCACAUUGGGUAUUAAAUCUUUAACGGGUCAAUUGAUAGGACCUUGUCAGAAAACUGCCGCUGCUAAGCCCAAGACACCUACACUUAAUGUUAAGAAUGCUCCUCCGGUGCCACGCAAUCAAGUGGAUCGUGUUGUUGCUACUGUAGGUCAUUUAUUGGUCUACAAGGUGCCCAGCGAUACUUUCUUUGAUCCCAACGACAAUGAACUUACCUUGAGUUUGAAAACAAAGGAACACAAAGAACUUAGUCCACGUCAUUGGUUGCAAUUCGAUUCUAAGAAUGAUGAAUUCUAUGGCAUACCCAAGAGUGGUGAUGCCGGUUCCGAAGAAUACAUGUUGGUCGCUGAAGAUGCUGGUGGUCUCACAGCCACCGAUGCUUUGGUGGUGCAAGUUAAUCAUGCUCCCAAGAGAGACUUUAGUUUAUACACUAAAGUAUAUUUAGCCAUUAAACACGAACAUUUCAAUGCCGAUUUACAGCGUAAAUUUGUGGAACGUAUGGCUAGUUUGUUCGGUGAUGCCUCCACACAAAAUAUACAAAUACGUUCGGUGACAACUCUUCACGAUUCGGAUGGUACUGUUGUUAGUUUCUAUAAUACUACUUUACACAAAUCGCAUAAUCGUUGUCCGGAAGAUGAAAUGGAAGCAUUCCGUAGUGUUUUGUUCCAUGAUUACUCGGUGCGUGAACGUGUUAAAAAGGCUAUGGGUCCUGAAUUGAAUAUUACAAAUAUUCAAAUUAUUCCUUUGGGCAGCUGUAAUGUCCAAACAGAUGUUACUCAUCGUGAAUUUGUUCCAAGUAAAACCGAUGAACCUUUGCUGAAAUCUACUUUCUCCGAUGAUUAUAUGUUUACAAUCAUUCUGCCUGCCAUUAUAAUUGUUUCCAUGAUUUUAAUUGCUUCAAUAAUCGCUUGUUGUUUACAUCGUAGAAGACGUAAGAGCGGUAAAAUGGAAUUGGGUGACGAAGAAGAACGUAAAUCUUUCCGUACCAAAGGUAUACCUGUCAUCUUUCAAGAUGAGCUCGAUGAAAAACCUGAAAUUGGUAAUAAGAGUCCUAUUAUAUUAAAAGAUGAAAAGCCACCAUUAUUACCACCCUCAUACAAUACCUCAAAUAUGAAUGUUUAAUUUUAGGUGAUAAUGAUGUCGAUGAAUAUGUUCCACCGCCAGCUGUUGUAGUAGGUGGUCGCGAAGCAAGAGGGAAAUCACCGGCUACGCCAUCAUAUCGUAAACCCCCACCAUAUGUAUCACCUUAAAUUUGCCGUAAAAAUAACAACUAAAAAGGAAUGAAAAAAUAAAAUUUAAGGCAAAUAAAAAUUUAUAUUACAUACACAAAAAAAGGUUAAGUUGAAAAAAAGAGACAU
Molecule: messenger RNA, 4292 nt
Organism: Lucilia sericata (common green bottle fly)
Lineage: Eukaryota; Metazoa; Arthropoda; Insecta; Diptera; Calliphoridae
Gene: Dg
Product: dystroglycan
Exons: 13
Coding region: 280-4056 (1258 amino acids)
Biological process (GO): morphogenesis of an epithelium; axon guidance; nerve development
Cellular component (GO): sarcolemma; dystrophin-associated glycoprotein complex; dystroglycan complex
Molecular function (GO): calcium ion binding; laminin binding
Source: RefSeq, a predicted model, not a curated record